This is a messenger RNA of Rhodofomes roseus, 735 nucleotides long. RefSeq lists its product as uncharacterized. The transcript is spliced from 6 exons. The record is from RefSeq and is a predicted model, not a curated record. Lineage: Eukaryota; Fungi; Basidiomycota; Agaricomycetes; Polyporales; Fomitopsidaceae. Bases 1 to 735 code for a protein of 244 amino acids.
AUGUUCACUGCACGCAACGACUUAGACUUAUCCGACGAGAGGGUCAUACUCACCAAUGCGGUGUUGGAUCCCUCCGCCUUGCUUGGAGAUGACCUCUAUCUCGAAGUUAUCGGUCGUUUGCGUUGCUUGAAGCUGGACGGUGCGGCAACCAUCAUCAUUGAGUCGACGGACCCGUCGCGCGAAUUCAGCAGGCUACCGUUCGAUGCGCGUGAUUCGGAUGCCGACGCCGACGCUGACGAUGAAACGGAUGCCGACACUGACGCCGACGAUGAAUCGGACGCCGAUGCCGACGCCGACGAUGAAACGGAUGACGGUGUGGGCGAUACUACCGGGACACACGACGAGGAAGGCCCUCAGGCCGCGAAUCCAACACGCUCUGAUGGUAAUGUACAAUCCGGCGGGGAUGAUUCGCAGACCGCAGCAAGCCAACAGAGUGGCACCCACGAAGACGGUGGCAGCGCGGGGACUUCCGAAGGAAGGGCUCAUGUGUACGCUGGCGCCACGACGGACGACGCUACCACGCCUUUCACGGAUCUUCAGGACGUAGGCUGCGAUGAAGACCUGUGGGAUGAACUGCGCCCUGCCAUUGUCUGUUACUUAUUUGACUAUGCUGAAAAGUUCGAGGGAGCGAAGGAGGUCUAUGUCGUGCGGGUUCCGUACUGGAUUGCUGGUCACUGGUCCAUCCGUUUCUACGUCAAACGGAAAGGCGGUGAUGCAUUAGUAGGUCUCGUCUGA